AUGGAGUAUUUAAUUGGUCGGGAACAAAAAAUAACAUUCGGUUAUGGUUCAAUGCUAUAUUAUAUAAAGAGCCCACGCAUAAUUAUGAUCAGUAGCCUAAGAAUGGACGGCGUUGUAAGGAUAGCUAUCGUCGCCUUCCUGUUCAGGGGCAUCUAUGCUGGAUUCUGUACGACAUCGUACUCUUGUCAAACCUCGUGUAAAACUUCUACGAAGUAUCACACAGCAUGCGGUUUUAUGGGAUGGGAAAGAUGUUCAAAAUCACGAACUGUUUACAAGCGAUGUUCAAAAACAUGCUAUAAAAAUGUAUGCUGUGCCGGCUACUCUGGAAGUGACUGUAACAUACCUUCUUGUUUCGGAUUGAAUGUGUGUCCCAAUGGUGGAACAUGCCAAUCUCCGGACACGUGUAAAUGUCCACGUGGCUUUUCCUCGCCGGCAUGUAGUGAUAUUGACGAAUGUAGCAACAGCACACAUGGAUGUCAACAUGAUUGUGAAAAUACUGAUGGCUCUUACCGUUGUACAUGCAGAAAUGGUUUUAUCCUUAAUUCGGACCUCAAGGCAUGCUUGGACCUGAACGAGUGCAAUGUCAACAAUGGUGGAUGUAGUCACAUUUGCAACAACAAUAAUGGAUCCUUCUCGUGUAGCUGUAAGGACGGAUAUAACCUUAGCGCAGACGGACGAUCAUGUUAUGAUGUAGAUGAAUGCAGUCUCGGAACAGCGGCUUGUUCUCAGAAUUGUACAAACACUGAAGGUUCAUUUACUUGCUCAUGUAACAAUGGAUAUACUUUAGGUGUUGACAGACAUUCAUGUGAAGAUGUUGACGAAUGUGUUGAGGAAACAGCCACGUGUGAAGGUUACUGCAACAACACCAAUGGGUCUUACACUUGUUACUGUGAUUCUGGUUUUAUCCUUGACAAUAAUGGAUAUUCGUGCAAAGAUAUGAAUGAAUGUGACACUGGGAACGGAGGGUGCGGUCAAAUAUGUUACAAUGAGCCAGGUUCGUAUAGGUGCGAAUGUCGAAAAGGUUUUACAACUGUUCAUUCAAGCACAAAUAGUGAAGUGUGCAAAGAUAUAGAUGAAUGCAUGGAAUCAAGCGCAUUAUGUUCUCAAGUUUGUCACAAUACAGAAGGUUCCUUUACGUGUAGUUGUUAUCCCGGAUUUAACCUGGACAGAGAUGGUGUAUCUUGUCAAGACGACGAUGACUGUGAAGGUGUUGUAUGCAUGAACAAAGGAACAUGUGUUGAUGGAUUGAACAAAUACACGUGUACGUGUGAAACAGGUUUCCGUGACAAGCAUUGUGAAACAGAUAUAAAUGAGUGCGAAUUUGCAAAUGGCGGAUGCCAAGAUCUAUGUGAAAACACAGAGGGUUCGUUUCGCUGCAGUUGUUUGGAGGAACGACAGCUACGUGAAGAUGGGUUUUCUUGUGUUGUAGGGGAAGUAAGAAAGCAGACUGUGUUUGAACGGCUAAAAAUUCCCCGACAGCACCUGCCAAAGCCAUGUUUUACUGUAAUGCUUACCCAAUGCACAGGCGGAAAUGACAUAACCAUUUAUUUAAGCUCAACAUCGAACUGGUAUAAACUGACUGCAGAUCAAAGCGUUAUGUUCACACUCGGUGUGGUCUUUGUUAACGUGAACAACUUCUCUGUCCCAAUAUCUAUAAAGGGAAUUGAGAUGAUUGUUCGAAAUAACGAGUUCACGUUAAAUUAUGGGGUGACGUACGAAUUGACUCAAGGAAUAAGAAUAGAAAGCGGAAAAGCAGACAAUGAAUGUAUACAACUUGAACUUGUUGAAAGUGAUACUUUCGAUUUCAUAAGCAAGAACUCUUUUAUGAAGACGUUAUUAUUUUUGCUCUCUCCUGUCAUUCCAUCCUGGCUAAAAUUUGACAAAUCAAGCACCGAGGUUCUGUCUAUUCAAGAUACAAAAAGUUCUCUUGUUUAUGGUAGAGACAUGGAUGAUGUUUCGUGGUGUGAUGGAGCUCCUGUUAUAUUCAAUCAUUUGUACACAGUAUUCACGUUUGGUACGGGAUUUCAACUCAGCGUUUUCGGUAAAAAUGUCGACAUACCUAAACCAUUUAGUUCGCGAAAGUUUUGCUUGAUUGUCGACUUAUGUCAACAUUUCGGCGGGACAGUGUUUUUAAUGUUACCAGAAGGAUCGCGAGAUAUGUUAUUAGACAUAGACAUAUUUUCAGCACUGAAGAAGCAACAACAGUUAUAUAUUCUUCCACGAGGAAUCGGAUUUUCACUCUCAAAGGGGAUCAAUUCAAAAUACCACACUUUAUCUGGACAACUUUGGAAUGGAGAUACAAUGUUUACACCAAUACAACCGAACGUGAAUUUCUGGAUUGGUGGUGUCAUGAGAAUAGAUUUUACAAUUUUAACAUUAAGUUUAACAUUUGAAGGGAAGGCUGAUAUUUACAUCGGUUUUCCAAACGUUCAAACUAUGUUAACAUCAAUGUUUGUAGAAGAAUGGGCAGGGUUAAUGGACAUCCAGCUUUCUCUGUCGCUGAGAUUGCCUAUAUUUGGGGAAAAACAUUUGGUUACAUUUUCAUUACUCAAGUCUACAGUCAAUGCGUAUUUUUCCAUAGGAGGUUAUAGUCGCCAAUCGUGUGGAGAUGUUUCCAACCCAGAAGGAAUGUUUUUCUCAGUGAUGGUUGAAUUAAACCCAUUUAAAGGAAUACCUUUUCUGGAAGACUUCGUUUUCUCGUCAGUUAAUCGUAUGCAUUUGUUAAUGAUUACGGAUCGACAAGAUAAAUCUUCAAUGGGAACACAAUUUAGUAUAACGAACGAUAUACUUGAAUUGGACAACUUUCUGAACAAUGCCACAGAUAUAAUUGAUGAAGCGUUAGUCAACACCGAACUAACAAUGUCAAAUGCAUUAACAAUAAUUAUUUUAAAAAUUAAAGAUACCUUUGAUAUAAUCAAGUCUGUUGUUAGAGUGCAUUUGAAUGGUUUAUUCACUCGAGACAUAAAAAAGAUGAUACAACAUAUUGAUGGUAUCCGGCAAAAUCUAGAACAUAUUAGAUCAUCAGUUAAUGUUUUAAUAGAUGAAACUGAAUUCAUUAUAAGUGAAGCAAAAGAUCGGUUUAUUAGACUCCUAGAAAAACAAGUCAACAUCAUUGAAGAAAAUGUUCGUAAUAUAACGACUUACAUAACGAAUAUUAUUUCGUCUUCUGUUGGGUACCCCACGGGGUUAGGGUUUAAGUUUACAUCGGAUUGGACAUUUUUGGGGUUAAAAUUUAUUGGAUUCGACUUUGAAAUGAUAUAUUCAGAGAGUGACCUGUUUAAAUGUAGCAGGUUUAAAGAAGUUAAUAGAUUAUUAAAUGGAGAAAAGGCUUUACGCGUCCUUGCAAGAAGCUCUUUAGGCUACAAAUUAGGCAGAUUUUUAAAUCUUGAGAUUGGAAAUGGUUUGGGCAUGGCAUUUUCAACAAAAACGCUAUAUGUUCUCGUGCAAUUGCAAGCGCAUAUACAAAUGUUAGGAAUGGAAGUGACUGGAGAUAUCUUUAUCAGCACUAAAGUUGGUCUUUAUUUUUAUCUCGAAGGAAAAGUUUGGAACACUUUCUUAGCUCAAAUUGACGUUGUGGCGGAUGCUGGAAAAGCUUGGGAUGAACUGACGUUUAAACUUAGCGGAAGAUUUGUUGCAAGUGCAAGAAAGCGCCGUGGUUUGAGCACAGAAACGUCAUCGUUACAACACAACCAUCUAAAGGUUAAGAGAAUACGGAGACAAGUACAAACAGACAGUAAUUCGUUCCAAGACAGUUAUCUAGAUGGUUUAAAGAAAGUCAUUAGACUGAUUUCUGAGGAAGCACAAACACGAUUGACCCAAGUCCAGAACGCGCUUACAUCCGCUAAAAAUUGUUUCACUCAGGCACAAGAUUGGUUAGACAAAAAGCAAAAUGACAUUAGAGAUGCUAAUGUAGCUUUCAACAAUGCGGUAGGAAAACUCGAAGAAGCUAAUGAAAACCUUGAAAGAACAAAACAGCCCUUAAAUGAAGCAAUGCUGGAAAUGGAAAAUGCAAAGAAAGAUAUCAAUAAUCUGUGUAAAAUAAGGACUUGCAAAAAAAUAUGCAUAUCUGGUUUUAAAUGCAAAAUGUGCUCUAAAAAGGAUUUUUUUGGUAAAAGUUAUUACCCAUGCUGCAGAUUUACAAAUUGUAUGCUUAGUUUUCCUGAUCCAAUUUGCGUCAUAGCUAAUAUAGCUUGCCAGAUCACCCGGGAUGCGGCUUACCUAGUUCUAGAAACUGCAAAAAUAUUUGUAAGAGGUGCGAUGCUUGCGAACGAUAUUGCUAGAUCGACAGUAUCAUAUUAUCAGUUCGUAGUAGAUAAAUCUCGCGCCGUUUUAGUAGCAGCAGAGGGGAUUUUAGAAUUAGCUAAGAUUGGCCAAGAUGUAGCAAUUGACAAUUUGGAGGCAGCAAAAGUAGCUUUAGAAGCAGUAAAAAACGUCAUAGGCGCCGCUGCUAAAGUUCUUCAGUUUGUUAUAGAUUAUGGCAAAAAGAAUGUAAUAGAUGUCAAAAAUUGUGCAUUUGAUAUUACAAUGUCAAUUAAAGACCUCCCAGUAUUUGAAGUUUCAUGUGAAGUAAAUGCUUUUAAACUGGGUUGGACAAAAAUAAAACUAAAGAUAAAUUUUAAAAACAUACACCAGAGUAUUUGGCAGGCAGCGAGGGCAACAGUUACGGCUAUAAUUGAUGUAUUUGGCGAAAUAUUUUCCAGUCGUAAGCGCAGAGAUAUAGAAAUUGUAGCGUCAUCGAGGAUUUAUAUGCUGAUUCGUCAAGCGCGAGAAUCAGAUGACGCCAACAAUACUAUAUAUAAUCUUAACAAAACGAUUGAUUUGAGUAAAAAUAUUAGUGGUUUUCAUGGAUCGGCAGACAGCGAUUUUGAAAGUAGGGUAGAAUUAAAGAGAAAUGUAUAG
This is a messenger RNA of Ruditapes philippinarum (Manila clam), 4899 nucleotides long. RefSeq lists its product as uncharacterized. Lineage: Eukaryota; Metazoa; Mollusca; Bivalvia; Venerida; Veneridae. Bases 1 to 4899 code for a protein of 1632 amino acids. Gene Ontology annotation, molecular function: calcium ion binding. The record is from RefSeq and is a predicted model, not a curated record. The transcript is spliced from 16 exons.